AUGUAUCGAGAAAAAUCAAGAAGCUUUACCCCCGGAGGCGGAACCAGUGUUCCAGAGAGCGACGACCAUCAUAGAAAAUACUCAGGACUUGUGGUUACAAAGCCUGGCUUUAUUACAUCAUCCGACACUCGGGAGACUAGCCAUUAUACAUUUCCUUUGUCAACGGAUCAAAAAGACUCUACCAGAAAAAAUGUACGGGAUGAAAAUGAGCGACUAUUUAGGAAAACCUUACAGUUUCCUAUGUCAUCCCGAAGGGAGCAAAGUCGUAAAUGUCUGGAUUGUGCGGGACAUCAACACCGGGACGGAGUUAGCUCACUGGCCGAUAGCUACUCUGGGCCUAGAAGUAGACGGCGACGACAAAGACAUCGUAGAAGAAGACGAAGAUCGCCGUCUACCAGUGAAGAUGACCAGCCAAGGAGAAGGAGGAGGAGGACAGAUUCAACACCUGCUGCUUCGUAUUCGGCCCCUCUGAGUAGUCCGGAACUACUCGAGGACCACCCGAGAAGCCCGUCCCCUCCAAGAAGACCACCAACUCCUACCUGGUCACCCAGUCAUCCCCCGGGAGCAGCUGCUGGACAGUGGGAUUCCUCCGUAGAUUCGGAUUGGACCCCUCCCGUUAACAACGAUUGGGCUGGACAGGGGGCUUCUUCAUCCGUUGAUUCGGAUUGGCCCCCUCCCGUCAACGAUGACUGGGCACCUUCCCCGGAACUGGCUAGACCACCACCACCACCACCUUCCCCGGAGCUGGCUAGACCACCACUCCCGACCCCGGAGAUGUCACCAGGUGUGAGUACUACGGGGCCAAUUCCUAGAUGGGGGAUUCAAGUUGCAGCAGGCAGGCUGGAUUCCUGUUCAGUUUGCUUGGAGGAGGAUCGCAUGUCCAAUUACAUCUGCUGUCAGUGUCGCCGUCGACCGGCUUGUCUCGAGUGUUCAGCUGUGCUGGUACAGAUGAACCAAUGUUGCCCUCUGUGUAGACGCAGGCUUUCGAGAUAUGCAGCUCGCGGGCGAGGAUUGAGACCCCCUCCUCCAAGACAGCCAUCUCCACCCCGACCCGGAAGACCAGACUUUAUGGAGCCGUUGACCGGUAACCAACGACCUCCCCUCUCAGACCGAACAGAGUUCGCCGGCAGAGGUAGAGGCAGGCCUCUCAGGGAGUAA
Messenger RNA from Saccostrea echinata, 1158 nucleotides. RefSeq names its product serine/arginine repetitive matrix protein 1-like. Bases 1 to 1158 code for a protein of 385 amino acids. Lineage: Eukaryota; Metazoa; Mollusca; Bivalvia; Ostreida; Ostreidae. The transcript is spliced from 2 exons. The record is from RefSeq and is a predicted model, not a curated record.